UAAAAUUUGAGAAGAAAUUUAUAGGUUAAAUUUAAGUGACUUUUAAGUCAAUAAAAUAAAAUUUAAAAAUGUUUCAAAAACAAAUAGCAAGUUGCAUUCUCCGAGUUAUAAACAGAUCAACUUUAAACCAAAUACAUAAUAGUGCUAGACACAGGACUUUAAAAAAUAUCAGUUUAGCCAGACAUUGGUCUUCCCAAAUACAACCAAAUCUUCCAUCACAGAGCAACGAUGAACAACCACAGUCAAUACCAUUAGGUAAAAUUGAUGGGAAAUUGUUUCUCCAUUAUAAAUGCAAAGUUUGCGAUACCAAAAACAGCCAUAGCAUAUCUAAAUUGGCUUAUAACAAAGGAGUAGUUAUUGUUACAUGCACGGGAUGCAGCAAUAAUCAUUUAAUAGCUGAUAACUUGAAUUGGUUCACGGAUUUGAACGGGAAACGAAACAUUGAAGAGAUUUUAGCCGAAAAGGGCGAAAUUGUUCAAAAAAUUGAUGCUGAAAGUUGUAUAGAGGCUAUCAAAAGGGAAAUUGAUAAAUGAGA
This is a messenger RNA of Psylliodes chrysocephalus, 535 nucleotides long. The record is from the annotation of a GenBank genome assembly. NCBI's taxonomy places the organism in Eukaryota, Metazoa, Arthropoda, Insecta, Coleoptera, Chrysomelidae.